Molecule: messenger RNA, 225 nt
Organism: Guillardia theta CCMP2712
Lineage: Eukaryota; Cryptophyceae; Pyrenomonadales; Geminigeraceae
Exons: 2
Biological process (GO): mRNA splicing, via spliceosome
Cellular component (GO): catalytic step 2 spliceosome; U1 snRNP; U2 snRNP
Molecular function (GO): RNA binding
Source: RefSeq, a predicted model, not a curated record
UUUAAAUUUUUCAGGAUGCGAGUUACCAUUGAAGAUGGCAGACAGCUUGUUGGAAAGUUCAUGGCUUUUGACAAGCACAUGAAUAUUGUGUUGGGAGAUUGCGAUGAAUUCAGGAGGCUCAGCGUGAAAGGUGGCAAGGGAGAAGAGAGAGAAGAGAAACGUUCUUUGGGACUCGUAAUCUUGCGAGGAGAGAGCGUGGUUUCCCUCACUGUAGAAAGCAAACCU